This is a messenger RNA of Labrus bergylta (ballan wrasse), 1936 nucleotides long. The record is from RefSeq and is a predicted model, not a curated record. NCBI's taxonomy places the organism in Eukaryota, Metazoa, Chordata, Actinopteri, Labriformes, Labridae.
GACGAGUCACACACACACAUACAAGUGUUGCCAUUUUUCUAUUGGGCCUACUGUUAUAAAAUAUAAUGUAUAUACAAUACAAGUUAACUAAAAUGACAAAAAUUGCUUCAAAACAAAUUGAUUCUACUACAGGUCAUUUUGAUCCACUUGUGGAAGAGUAGGGUUAAAUCACUUCAGACACAGAGCCCUUAAAAUACCUACAGGACGAAGAAGACCCCACAAAGCUUCGGAUGUUUAACAACUUAAUACAUGACGUGUAUGAGAAGAAAGAGAACCAUUGUGAUGUCCUGAAGCAGCUGCUUGAAUCCUCCGCUGUGGCAGUGGAGCUCAGGAAGAACGGCUUCCACAGAGAGCUGGUGACCUCUGUGGAGCUCAGCCCUGAUGAUCUCAGGUGGGUCAGAGUCCUGCUGGUUCACAGGUGGCCCAGAGGGGUCUAUGUCGAUCCGUACCAGCUUGCUGAUCACAGGGAUUGGCAGAUAUUAAUAAAUUCAGCCAUUGACCUGGAGCUACCUGCUCAUAAGACAUCAGGAUUUAUCACCUAUGUGUAUCCUGCCCCCGAUGGACCAACUCCCAGACUGAUAAAAGUAACAAUCCCCGUUCACACUCGAUACCACGAGCCGUCAUUUGAUGGGGAAGCAUUUACAGCUGUAGAAAUAGAACCUCCAAAACUGCUGCUACGGGCUGAAAAAUGCACGCAGCUCCACAGCCUCGAGCCUCAUACAGUCGUUGAAGCUCCCUGCACUCACAAAAAUCUAAGCACAUGUGCAUGGCUUCAACUUCCUCAUCAGCAGGACCAGGGCUCUGUGAGUGUGCAGGUUCCAGUUGGAGACGAAUCUCUGGUGAUUCCUGUUUGUGCUGGAACUCUUCUCGUAACAAUGAUCUGCUGUGUAGGACUGUCCAAAUACAUGUGGACACAUCGAAUCGUUUAAACAGGGACAGUCAAUGUUUGCUGUGUUAAACACUCAGGAACUGGAGCCGUUAGCCUCGUGGUUAUGUUGCGCUCCCCAUGAACAGCAGCUAUAGUCCUCGUUGCAGCGGCCGUGGGUUCUUAACCAACCUCGGCCCUUUGCUGCAUGUCAUCCCCCACUCUCUCCUCCCAACAUUUCCCUGUCCCCCUUCAGCUGUCCUAUCCAAUAAAGGUAAAAAUGGCCCCCAAAAAAACCUUAGAAACUUCUACUCAAAAAAGAUUUGUCGUCAUCAGGAUCAUUCUGGCAAAAUGGAAAAAGACGAAACACCCCCCCUUUGACAACCCUCGACCUUCUGGUUGAGAGACAACGACUCUCAGUGGAUCUCUACUCACUGUCCUACCACAUAAGGAUUACUGAAACUCCCAGUUCUUUCAAAUCAAGGCUGAAGACUGAGACUGUACAGCUGCUGUCAUGAAAUUAUUUGAAUAAAUCAUCUUAUUUUUUUAUCUUAACCUUUAAAACACUGCUGCACUGUUACUUGUACAGUUGCAUCUUAAAGCGGUCUCAUUUUAGUUUUUUUUUUCUUGCUUUAUUUGUUCUUCUCUAAUUUUUAAUGGUUUGUUUUUGUGAUUAUUAAAUGUCCUCUUAAUGUGAUUAUUUUCCCCUUUUCAUGUUUUGAUGUCUCAUGUGAAGCGCUUAGAAUUGCCUUGAUGCUGAAAUGUAUAUAAAUUGGCUUUUCUGCUUUGUUAAUUGAUAGACAUUAAAUACAUUUUUUGUGAAAACCGUUCAAAUAAUGAAUUAUAUUUGAUCAUUUCUCAGGGUUUUUUUCUGAGAUGAUCAAAUCCACAAGUCAGGUCAAAGGGCUAUUGCAUAACUUUGUUUCAAAUUGUUUUUCAUAUUUCAUUCUUUACUGUUUAUUAUUAUUUAAGUCCAAUGGCAGUAGCAGUGCAACUGCUCACAAGCUUUUAACUUAUGUGUUAUUUGUUUCUGUAGCAGAAACACAGAGACUAAUUCUUUGUAUGUGUAAA